Molecule: messenger RNA, 3116 nt
Organism: Phymastichus coffea
Lineage: Eukaryota; Metazoa; Arthropoda; Insecta; Hymenoptera; Eulophidae
Product: glutamate receptor ionotropic, kainate 3-like
Exons: 15
Coding region: 141-2723 (860 amino acids)
Biological process (GO): synaptic transmission, glutamatergic; modulation of chemical synaptic transmission; monoatomic ion transport
Cellular component (GO): postsynaptic membrane; plasma membrane
Molecular function (GO): glutamate-gated receptor activity; transmitter-gated monoatomic ion channel activity involved in regulation of postsynaptic membrane potential
Source: RefSeq, a predicted model, not a curated record
UCGUUUUGCACGUGAAAUGUCUGGAGGAAAGCAACAAUUACAGGCAGUUUGUUCCGAAGCCCGUGAUAGGCGCGUACUUCGGCAGUAAUUCAUCGCUGAGGCGAGCAUUUUCUCUGGCAGUGCACACGGUGAACAGGUGCAUGUACGAUCGAGAAAUUUGCGAGACAAUGCACCCGACACCGGUCGGCAUCAACCAGCUCCUCUUCCACCAAGUCGAGUUUAGUGCGAUUGCCGUUGAAGCUGCCGACGACUUGAUUGAUCUUUACAAACAAUUUGGAGAGCUAGCGUGUGUCAGUAACGAAGACGAUUUCAGCGGAGGUGAGUGCGACGGUCUGGCAGUCGUGAUGGGGCCGCACGCUCGCAUUCCCUCGCUCUACGUCCAAGGAGUUUGCGAGAUCCACGACAUUCCUCACGCGAUCAUCAGGCGAGAAUUGGAUUUCGAACACGAUUUCCAUCAGUCGUUGAAUUUUUACCCGGACACCGAGACCCUUGCAAAGGUGUACGUCGAGAUGAUUAGAAAGUUGAACUGGACGGAUUUUUCCAUACUGUACGAGAGAACUGAAAACCUGCUGGCACUGGACAACCUGCUGAAAAUGUACCCGAUAAAAAGCCACAAGAUUUACGCCUACAAGUUGGGCUCCGACCGGACGACUUUCAGCGAAACACUCCUGAAAGUCAAGGCUACGAAGCAGAAAUCCUUCCUCAUUGACUGCGGCUUCCGCAUACUAGGUGACGUGCUGAAGCAGGCGCAGCAAGUAGGACUGAUGACGGAAUCCUUCAGAUACGUUGUGACAACCCUGGAUCUGCACGCGUUAAAUCUCCAUCCGUACCGCUACUCCGGCGUCAACAUAACUGGGCUGCAACUAGUCGACGUGGACAAUCCGUUCGUGAGCGAUUUCGUGAGCAAGCACCUGGACGAGCUGGGCAUCGACCACGUGAACAAGCUGCGCGUCCAGGACGCCGUGAUGUUCGACGCGGUCGCUCUGUUCGCCCAGGCUUACAAGGACUUCAGUUACCAGUACGAGCACGCGCAGCGCGGCGCUCUGCUGCCCCGCGCUUACGACCAAGAGACGCCGUGGAAGGACGGCGUCAGUCUGAGAAAUUACAUGCUGGCAACCGAAGUAAUGGGACUGACGGGGCCAGUGAUGAUAGACGGUGACGGGGUGCGACGUCGCUUCAAGUUGAGCGUGAUCAAUCUCCAUCAGUCGGGCCUCGCGAGAGUCGGCGAAUGGAACUCCGAGGAUGGCUUCAGCGAGCUCUACCUUGUAAAGACUCGGACCAGAGAGCAUUACAGAGUUCUGAUCACGCUGACGCCUCCUUACGCCUUCGAAAAGAAUCACACGAAUACACUGGAGGGCAACGAUCGCUAUGAGGGCUUCGUCAUUGACCUGAUCAAGAAACUGAGCGGACGGAUGAGCUUCGACUAUACGUUCUACGUGCAGAAGGAUAGGAACAAUGGCAAUUGCAAGAGAGAGGACAAGACUGGCGUGUGCCAGUGCACCGGCAUCAUGAACAACAUUUUGAAAAACGAAGUGGACUUGGCGAUCACGGACCUGACAAUCACGGAGGAUCGCCAGAAGUGCGUGCAAUUUUCCACGGCCUUCAUGAGCCUGGGCAUCAGCAUACUGUUCAAGAAGCCGCAGAAGGCCGAGGCCACUUGGUACUCGUUUUUCGCGCCUUUCCACCACCUGGUCUGGCUGUGCAUCGCCUUGACCUUCUACGUCAUGGGCGCGUUCUUUUACAUCUUAGGCCGUCUCUGCCCAGGCGAAUGGAUAAAUCCAUUUCCCUGUAUCGACGAGCCUGCCGAGCUUCACAAUCAGUUUACUAUUGGCAAUGCUUUGUGGUUCGUCAUGGGCUCCAAAAUGCAGCAAGGCUCUGAAAUCAUGCCCAUAGGUCUCGCUCCCAGGAUUUUAGCUGGCUGGUGGUGGUUCUUUUGCUUGAUCAUCGUUAAUACGUACAUUGCCAACUUGGUUGCUUUUCUCACAAUAGAAAAACCCGUCGUACUUGUGAAAAGCGUUGAUGACUUGAUAGGACAAACGGAAAUAAAAUACGGGGCUAAGGAGGGUGGAUCUACAUUGCAAUAUUUCAAAAGCUCAAAAAAGUAUCGACAACUCUAUGAUCAAAUGAUGGAUCCUGAUUGGAACGAGUACGUAGUCAAAGAUAAUAAUCAGGGCGUUGAGUUCGCCAAAAGAAAAGACAUAAAUUACGCUUAUUUCAUGGAAUCUGCAUCUAUAGAAUAUGAAAUAAAACGCAACUGCGAACUUCAACAAACAGGCAAACUCCUCGAUCAGAAGGCAUAUGCUAUUGCUUAUGCCCAAAAUUUCACGAAGCACAAGGAGUUGAAUUACGUGAUGUCCCUACUUCAGGAGUCGCUGGAAAUCAAAGACCUAAAAGACAAGUGGUGGAACAUGAAGGGCGCAGUUUGCGGCGAAAGCAAAAAAACGGAGACCGUCGAGUACACACGCCUCACGCUCGAGCAGAUGAAAGGUAUUUUUUAUGUGUUGGGAGUGGGCCUCGCGUUGUCAUUCGUAUACACGAUCUACGAGUUCGCGCACAGUAUUCGCUCCAUUUCCAAGACGUCCGAGCUUGGCUUUUGGACAAUCGCUCGAAUGGAAUUGAGAAUAACGACCCCAUUGAAACCAGAGUUAAGUAAGCAGAUCUCUUUGAAGACCAGCUCUAUCGACGGCACCUUGAAUAACUUGGCAGUCACGACGCGUGCCUAGGAGUCUCUUCAACGCAGUUUCCAUUGUCAUUAUUUUCCGCGGUUUUCGCUUUUACUCGUGGGUUUUGCGAAUUAACAGAACUGCUUGUAUAAGGAAUAACAAUAAAUAUUUCUGAAACGUGUCACUGCGUACAUAUCAAGUGAGAACGGUUCGUGUAUACUUUAGUCAGAUGCUCGUACUUAACGACGACAAAUGCAAUGUACGUUCGAAAAACCGAGCAUAGCUCGAAUUGUUCUUCUACUGAAAUUUACCACAAAUUGAUGAUAGUCAAAACAUCAAGUACGUGUAAAAUUUCCUUUUAUAGAUACAUUACGAUUACAUUAGCAUUUCUGAUAAAUCUUUUUUUCUCAAGGUUUUGUAUCUCCUAUCAUAUAAGGCAUAUUAUACCAUUGA